AUGACUGAGCACACGCCUCUGCGAGUCACCAUAAUUGGAGGCGGCAUAGCCGGCCUUGCAGCGGCUCGAGUUCUCCGCGAGCAACAUGAUGUUACUGUCUACGAGCGCAACGCGUCCGACACAGCUGAGGCUGGAGCAGCCGUUGGUCUUGGGCCUAACGGCACAAAGAUGGCAAAGUCUUUGGGCUUGGCCAAAGAGUCUCUGAAGGCUGUUGUGUCGAGCGGCUUUCGCACUUUCGACCAAACUGGAGCUUUACUCAAAGAAUCUCGAAUGGACUGUGCCAAGGCUUUCGGUUCUGAGUGGUGGAUGUUUCACCGACAGGAUUUGAAAGACGCGCUUUUUGAGGCCGCGACCGGCGAGGGAUCGGAAUGGCCUGGAAAGCCAGCAAAGAUCGUUUUCAAGUCACGUGUUGAAAAUGUUGACCCUGAAAAUGGUUUGAUCCAGCUGGGGGAUGGAUCGAUAGUUGAAGCUGACUUGAUAAUCGGUGCUGAUGGCAUCCACUCAAAGACACGGGCAGCUGUUGUCGGGCUGGAACAUCCACCGCCAGUGCCAGCCAACACCUCACUGUACCGUUUCACAGUUCCUCUCUCCCAGGUAACGGAACUUCUUGGAGAAAUACCAGAUGCUUUGAAGUCUGAAGACGGAACAUUCUUGGCCUCAUCCAUCGCGGCAGAUGGGUCUAACAGGAAUGCUGUCAUCUAUCCAUGCAGAAACAGAGAAAUCAUGAAUUUCGCCUGUGCUGUCCCGGACUCUAUUCUCAAACAACAGAGUCGAGAGUCGUGGACUCAAGAUGGCGACCUUGAGGAGAUGAUUCGCCAUUUUGAAGACUUUCCGCCGUGGCUGCACACCAUAAUGAGGUAA
Messenger RNA from Colletotrichum aenigma, 861 nucleotides. It is a transcript of the gene OpS4-7, whose product is annotated as FAD-dependent monooxygenase OpS4. The transcript is spliced from 2 exons. The record is from RefSeq and is a predicted model, not a curated record. Gene Ontology annotation, molecular function: monooxygenase activity; FAD binding. The coding region runs from base 1 to 861 and encodes 286 amino acids. Lineage: Eukaryota; Fungi; Ascomycota; Sordariomycetes; Glomerellales; Glomerellaceae.